This is a messenger RNA of Pipistrellus kuhlii (Kuhl's pipistrelle), 1434 nucleotides long. It is a transcript of the gene KRT18, whose product is annotated as keratin 18. Gene Ontology annotation, biological process: intermediate filament cytoskeleton organization. NCBI's taxonomy places the organism in Eukaryota, Metazoa, Chordata, Mammalia, Chiroptera, Vespertilionidae. Gene Ontology annotation, molecular function: structural molecule activity. Gene Ontology annotation, cellular component: keratin filament. The coding region runs from base 73 to 1365 and encodes 430 amino acids. The record is from RefSeq and is a predicted model, not a curated record. The transcript is spliced from 7 exons.
UCGCAGGAUCUGGCACUCACUGCCCCUGGAACGUGACUCUCUCGGCUUCUCUCAUCUUUCUCUCCGGACACCAUGAGCUUCAGCACCCGCUCCAGCUUCUCCUCCAACUACCGGGCCCUGGGCUCCGUGCAAGCGCCCAGCUACCGGGUCCGGCCGACCAGCAGCGCGGCCAGCGUCUAUGCAGGUGCGGGGGGCUCGGGCUCCCGGAUCUCCGUGUCCCACUCCACCAGCGUGCGGAGUGGCUGGGGGUCCGGGGGCCUGGCUGCGGGGGCGGCCGGAGGCCUGGCGGGCAUCGCGGGCAUUCAGAGCGAGAAGGAGACGAUGCAGUGCCUGAAUGACCGCCUGGCCUCCUACCUGGAGCGGGUGAGGAGCCUGGAGGCUGAUAACCGGAGGCUGGAGAUCAAAAUCCGGGAACACCUGGAGAAGAAGGGGCCCCAGGUCAGAGACUGGGGGCAUUACUUCAAGAUCAUCGAGGACCUGAGGGCUCAGAUCUUCACAACUUCUGUGGACAAUGCCCGCAUCGUUCUGCAGAUUGACAAUGCCCGUCUUGCUGCUGAUGACUUCAGAGUCAAGUAUGAGACAGAGCUAGCCAUGCGCCAGUCUGUGGAGAGUGACAUCAAUGGGCUCCGAAAGGUCAUUGAUGACACCAACAUCACUCGGCUGCAGCUGGAGACAGAGAUCGAGGCUCUCAAGGAGGAGCUGAUCUUCAUGAAGAAGAACCAUGAGGAGGAAGUAAAUGGUCUACAAAACCAGAUUGCCAACUCUGGGUUGACUGUGGAGUUGGAUGCACCCAAAUCUCAGGACCUCAGCAAGAUCAUGGCAGACAUCCGGGCCCAGUAUGACGAGCUGGCUCGGAAGAACAGAGAGGAGCUAGACAAGUACUGGUCCCAACAGAUUGAGGAAAGCACCACCGUAGUCACCUCGCAGUCCGCUGAGGUACGAGAUGCUGGGGUGGCACUCACAGAGCUGAGACGUACGGUCCAGACCUUGGAGAUCGACCUGGAGUCCAUGAGAAACCUGAAGGCCAGCCUGGAGAACAACCUGCAGGAGGUGGAGACGCGCUAUGCCAUGCAGAUGGAGCAGCUCAACGGGAUCCUACUGCACCUGGAGUCAGAGCUGGCCCAGGCCCGGGCUGAGGGGCAGCGCCAGACCCAGGAGUACGAGACCCUGUUGAACAUCAAGGUCAAGCUGGAGUCUGAGAUCGCCACCUACCGCCGCCUACUGGAAGAAGGGGAGGACUUCAGCCUUAGUGAUGCCCUGGACAGCAGCCUCUCCAUGCAAUCCAUCCAAAAGACCACCACUCGCAAAAUUGUGGACGGCCGAGUAGUGUCUGAGGUCAACGACACCAAAGUUCUCAGGCGUUAAAGGCAGCAGAAGUGGGGGGGCCCCUUGGGGAGGGGCAGGAGGCCAAUAAAAAGUUCAGAGAUCAUUGAA